AUGAACCGUGUUGCUGCCAUCACUAGAACCUCGCGACCGAGCGCCGCUCCUGUGUGGGCGCGCUACGCUGCUCCCCAGGGAACGCGAGGCGCACCCUCCACCACGCUGGCAUGGGCAGCGCGCACAGCCGUCGUGGGAACCCAGCGGGCCACCUAUGGCGACAAGAGCCCCUCCGACAAGGCCAAGAAGGACAAGCAGAAGAAGGAUAAGGACUCCAAGGACUCCAAGGACAAGGAGGAGAAGCAAAAGAAGAAAGAUGACGCUGCUGCCGGCGACGCUAAGAGCAAGAAGAAGUAA
This is a messenger RNA of Acanthamoeba castellanii str. Neff, 297 nucleotides long. RefSeq lists its product as uncharacterized. The record is from RefSeq and is a predicted model, not a curated record. Bases 1 to 297 code for a protein of 98 amino acids. NCBI's taxonomy places the organism in Eukaryota, Discosea, Longamoebia, Acanthamoebidae. The transcript has a single exon.